AUGGGACUUUGGGUGUACUACCUUUUUUUUGUUUUCUAUUCGGUGCGAUCCCUCUGCGUCAAGGAAGUCAGGCGGCCCGUUUUUUCCUUCCUAGGAUUUGGUGGAGCUCAACAGAAAAAAGGCAUGACCAGCGGUAUCUCAGAACGGAGAGUUCAAGUGGUUACCAAUGCAGAUGAUCUAAUAGCGAAGAUAGAUAAAGACCCAAUGAAGAGCCAAUACGUAACAUAUAUUUACCAUAGCUCCAUAUGUUCUUACUGUUCGAAGGUUACGAGUUCUAUAGAGGACAACGAAAAUGUAGAAAUUAUAAAUUUCCAUGAGGGUAAUAAUUUGGAAGAGCUACUGAAGUCGGAUAAACCAAUUGUCGUUUUAAUGAAAAAUAUCAACAAGGGAAGUUCCAUUGAUAGAAGCAGUUUCUUCUCCGAACUGAAAAGAAAAGGAGGUAAAGUACAAGUACCAGCUCUUGGAAUAAGUGAUUAUAUUAUGUACGAGUCGGAUGAAAUUAUUAAAUUUUACAAACAUCUGAUAGAGAAGGUUACAGGUGGUAAUGGUGAUGAUGAUUCUCAUGAAUCACAGGAGGAAUAA
Plasmodium knowlesi strain H is the source of this 582-nucleotide messenger RNA. RefSeq names its product conserved Plasmodium protein, unknown function. The record is from RefSeq and is a predicted model, not a curated record. NCBI's taxonomy places the organism in Eukaryota, Apicomplexa, Aconoidasida, Haemosporida, Plasmodiidae. The coding region runs from base 1 to 582 and encodes 193 amino acids. The transcript is spliced from 2 exons.